AGCCUCACCAAGUUAGGUUGUAAGCCUGGUAUAUGUAGCCGGCAGCUGAGCACGCCGUUGCUUGUGCCGACGCUGUGUGAGGGACACCGAGGCUGCUCCGGAGCGCAAAGCCCGCCCCAAGCCGAACCUUUAGCAGAUUUCAGUUGACCAAAGAAAUGGUGAUGGAGAAGCCAAGUCCCCUGCUUGUCGGGCGGGAGUUUGUGAGGCAAUAUUAUACCCUUCUAAAUCAAGCACCAGACUUUCUGCAUAGGUUCUAUGGCAAGAGUUCUUCCUAUGUUCAUGGUGGCUUGGACAGCAAUGGGAAACCAGCAGAUGCUGUCUAUGGGCAAGCUGACAUCCAUAAGAAAGUAAUGUCCUUGAGUUUCAAGGACUGUCGGACAAAGAUCCGCCAUGUUGAUGCCCAUGCCACUCUUAAUGAUGGGGUCGUGGUACAAGUCAUGGGAGAGCUCUCCAACAACCGGCAACCCAUGCGGCGCUUUAUGCAGACCUUUGUUUUGGCACCAGAGGGUUCUGUGGCAAACAAAUUUUAUGUCCACAAUGACAUAUUCCGUUACCAAGAUGAAGUUUUUGGUGACUCUGAUACAGAACCUCCAGAAGAAUCAGAUGAGGAAGUAGAUGAACCUGAGGAAAGGCAGCAGACUCCUGAAGUAGUUGCCACAGAUGAUGGUGCAUACUACGACCAAUCUGGAAGCAACAAUGACUUGGAUGAACCACUGGAAGAGCAGAUAGUAGAACCAGAACCUGAACCAGAGCCAGAACCUGAGCAGGAUCCCGAACCUGAGGUGGUGGAAGACAAGUGUGAACCUGUGUCGGAGGAACCAUCCCCAGAAGAGGAAGAGGUUCUGGAGAAGAGCCCCUCCCCACUUCCUGCUGAUCCUGCACCACCAGUUCAGGAGGACUCAAGGACCUUUUCCUGGGCCUCUGUGACCAGCAAAAAUCUUCCACCUAGUGGUGCUGUCCCAGUGUCUGGAAUCCCACCCCACGUUGUCAAAGUUCAGCCAUCACAGCCCAGACCUGAAGCCAAACCUGAAAACCAAACGCCAAGACCACCACAGAGAGAUCCAAGAGUCAGAGAACAGAGGCCUAUGACGUUGCCUCCCCGAGGAGGACCCAGACCAGUACGAGAGGGGGAACCAGGAGAGUUGGAGACGCGGCGCAUCAACAGAUACCCAGACAGCCAUCAACUGUUUGUGGGCAAUCUGCCACAUGAUGUGGACAAGACUGAGCUUAAAGACUUCUUUCAGACUUACGGCACUGUCGUUGAGCUUCGUAUAAACAGUGGUGGAAAGCUUCCGAACUUUGGUUUUGUUGUCUUUGAUGAUGCGGAGCCUGUUCAGAAAAUCCUGAGCAGUCGGCCCAUUAUGUUCCGUUCAGAUGUGCGUUUGAACGUAGAAGAGAAGAAAACCCGUGCUGCUCGAGAGGGUGACCGUCGCGGUGACAGGCCCCGUGGCCCUGGAGGCCCACGUGGAGGUCUGGGAGGGGGUCUGAGAGGACCGCCACGUGGUGCAAUGUCACAGAAGCCUGGUUUUGGGGCUGGAAGAGGCGUUCAAGGUCCACGCCAGUGAUCUUUUUUUUGUUUUUUUUCGUGUGUGUUUUUGAGUGGCAUCUAACAUCAAAAGGCAAAUCGCCCUCUUCUGUCCUGCAGCCUUCUGAAACUUGGGGUCUUGGAUGUCUUAGCAUAUUGUCCCAACGUGAUGGACUGCUACACUUCACCAAUCCCAUCCCAACCCUUUUGUUUGUGUUGCGAUUUUACGGAUUUUUUUUUUUUUCCUUCUCGAUCCUCUUCCCAGAAUCCAGCAUUUGUUGGACAAUGUCUUUUAGGGGGGAAAAGGAUUUAAAUCAUGCAAAAAACAAACAAAAACCAUGUUUUCAGCAGUCAAACGCAAUGGAACAUUUCCUGAAUUUAGGCAAAUCCAGAAGUAUGAUUGGGAUUGCUGGUAUAGGCUCUUUCUGACUUCUCGAAUCUGUUUUGGCACUCUACUCAAAGCCCUAUUUGGGGAAAAGGCUAGUUUUUGGCACAGUAUUCUGGUCUUGGUAGUAUGUAUCCAUUGAAGCUGUGAGUAGUGAUGAAGACACAGGUGGCUUAGAGCAGCCACUUACAAUCUCCAUCUGUGCUGAUUUUACUGCAAAAAAUAA
Molecule: messenger RNA, 2136 nt
Organism: Nanorana parkeri
Lineage: Eukaryota; Metazoa; Chordata; Amphibia; Anura; Dicroglossidae
Gene: G3BP1
Product: G3BP stress granule assembly factor 1
Exons: 12
Coding region: 156-1565 (469 amino acids)
Biological process (GO): positive regulation of cell migration
Cellular component (GO): cytosol; ribonucleoprotein complex; plasma membrane
Molecular function (GO): mRNA binding
Source: RefSeq, a predicted model, not a curated record